CGUUCUGAAUCUAAUAUUGAAUUUCCUGGGCGUCUCGGAAUCGAUCUCUAUUAAUCUGAUGUAACCCUAAGAACUCAUGAAACAUAUAUUCUUGACCUUAUUAUGUGGCAAUGUUUGUUUCUGAAAGUAGAUGCCACGAUCUAUUCACACUCAGUUUUACAAAAACACGCGAUUUUCACCAAGCCUUUAAAAACUCAUAGCUCACUUAAAAUUAAUGUGAAUAACUGGAAAACGUUAGGUUAUCAUUAAUUUUCUGUGGGAAAUCUGGUUAUAGUAUAAACAACUCCGAAUAACUUUGUUUGUAAGUAAGGUUUUCUAUAAAAACUGUUUGAAAAAGUGGUUUAUAAAAAUGUUUUUUCACUUCGAGUUUAUCGCGAUAUAGAACAUUCGCGAAGCGUGUCUCGAUGUUAUCAAGAAUAUAUGUUUCAUGAGUUCUUAGGGUUACAUCAGAUUAAUAGAGAUCGAUUCCGAGACGCCCAGGAAAUUCAAUAUUAGAUUCAGAACGUUAGAAAUGAAGCUCGUGGUUGGCUUGUAUUUUGACAUUUGGACCUUUCUAUCUAUGUAAAAACCAAAUACAUAUGUGCUUAAAAUCGUCAAGAUCCUUUUGUCAAUCUGUUUUGGGAUAAAUUCUGGAGUUUUUUUUUUCAUAGAAAGACGUGUUCCGGACUUGACUAUCGAAUAACAGAAAGCUCAUGGAAUCUAUCGUCUUUCUAUCAAACGCUAUUAAAAUAAUAACAUUGGACUGUCUUUUACCUUGAACUCGAUAGUGAGAGUAGAAAUUGAAAUUUGUAUAUGUUUAAGGGUUGGAUGUUCGACGCUUAAUUAGUAAUUUACAUGAAGUUGGUAUUCGUAAAGAGAAUGAUCGUCGCCAUAUGGUCAAUGUUAUGGGACGGUCAAUUCAUUAUAAUGCAGUGUAUUAUGAAAACUAUUUACAUAAAUUUUACGGAAAAUAUUUGAAAAUAUGUAAUUAUUUUCGUAUUGGAUCGCCUUAUGGAACUUAUGUGACCACUGUUUAUUUAUUAAUGAAAAUACUAUAUAUGAGUAAUUCACUAAUACAACUGUUUCUUCUAUCAAGACUUGUCACUGGCAAUACGUUAUCGUACGGCGUUGAAUUUGUACAAAAAUUCGUUACUUCAAAAAACAUGUGGCCAUCAAUCAAUUUUCCAAAGGUAGUAAUGUGUGACUUUAUGAUUCGGAUGUUAGAUAUCUAUGAACAAUUGGGUAUGGAAGAGUCAGCGACGAUAACUGACAUGGUUGAAAUCAAAAACAGAGUUUAUCGUCAAGAAUUUGUUUAUAAAUAUUUAAAAAUUGAUGGUUUUCUCAUGAUUAAAAUCUUACAUUCAAAUACAUCCGAUAUUAUUGUGGCUGAAUUAGUUGCGAAAUUAUUUAAUUUAUAUGUUAAAGAUCGACGUCAACGAAUUGAAAAACUCAAUAAUGAUAAUGCUUUCAUGUCUGUUUGA
Didymodactylos carnosus is the source of this 1460-nucleotide messenger RNA. Lineage: Eukaryota; Metazoa; Rotifera; Eurotatoria; Philodinida; Philodinidae. The record is from the annotation of a GenBank genome assembly.